UUGACCUAAUCUGUCAAAGAAUCUUUGUGAAGAAAAUCUCAAUCCAUAUGAAAUGUAAUUCUCACUGAAAAUAGUUGUAUGUAGGGUGUAUUCGUACAAAAAUGGUUCGAUCGAAGAUAUUAAAAAAUAGGUCUAUAGUUGAUAUAGAAGAAGAAGUAGAUACAGCAUCAGAAGUCUUUGUCGGUGAAACAUACAGAAAGGAAUGUUCAGGCGAAGAUAUAAAUCGAGUUGAAAGCAAAGAAGAUGAGGGUAAAAUAACUGAAGUGAGGAGUGCAUCUGAAAUUGAAGUAAGUUCACUGUCAUCGGGCGAAGAAUCUUCCAAGUUUCGCAGAUGUUUGGCAAAUUGCAAGAGUUUUAGUAGGAGAUGUUACCGAUUAUGUGGAUUUCAUUUAAUAAAUACAGAAUUAUUUGUAAAUACCUUAAUACCAAUAAUUUUUAUUGGAGCUACUGUAGCUGUGGUUACAAUACUUUCCUCAUUCGGAGAUAACAUUCAUCAAAAGUCCAAUAUACCAAAAAAGAUCCAACAAAAAUCGGAAAUGAGAUACCCCCUCCUUUGAAAUAUAACAAUAUUUGACAAGGGGUGAUAUGUUCAAUGUAAAAAAUGUAUAUAAGCUUUUUAACUAGCUCAAAUCUAAGUCCAAAUAAAUAUUUACCACAUGGAAU
Harmonia axyridis is the source of this 663-nucleotide messenger RNA. RefSeq lists its product as uncharacterized. The coding region runs from base 102 to 557 and encodes 151 amino acids. NCBI's taxonomy places the organism in Eukaryota, Metazoa, Arthropoda, Insecta, Coleoptera, Coccinellidae. The record is from RefSeq and is a predicted model, not a curated record. The transcript has 2 exons.